CUUCAGGUGGGGAAAAACUCACUGCAUAAUUUGUCUCCCAAUGCAACGUGAAUAACAACAUGCAAUUAUACAAACUGCGUUAUACGCCAGCCCGGUCAGCGAGAGCUGAACACGUGACUCACUUCAACCUAUUUAGGUCAUCUACUGGAGUAAUGGCGGUCACCCUGUCGGCUGAUCUACUCCCAGAGUUUCUGUCAUCUCUGGGGGAUGACGCUAGAGCUAUCCAUAUUCGAGGUGAAAUAAAUUCAAAGCUGUGUUCCGUGAUAACUGACUACGACUUCAUCGUCGACCGUUGGCCAGACUACACCGCGGCGGUUGUCCGAGUAGAUUCUACCACAGCCAAGUAUCCUGUCCACCUCGGACCCCUCGUCAGCGUCUUUGCGACUCAAACAGCACACCUGGAGACGCUGCUGCGACAACCGGGUGUCCUGGACUGGUCAGCAAGGAUCAUCUUUGUCUGUGUCGACAUGGGCGCCAUGCCAGCUGUUGUGAAAGCCAUCGAUUAUCAACAAAAACCUUAUACAGUGGACAAGUACCUCCUGAUGACCGUUACACGGGACACACUCCGCACCAGGCCAAUACCUGAUGGCUUUAAGAUAACUUCCAUCAAACCAGAACAAGCAUCAGUUGUCAACUCUUUGUGGAAAUAUAAUGACGGUAAACACUCGGAAAUCUACAUUGAAGACAUUAUCGGGAAACUACCGUCGUGCUGUCUGUAUGAUGCUGAUGGCAACAUGGUGGGCUUCGCUCUCAACUAUCACUAUGGCGCUAUAGGCAUGCUGCAUGUUCUACCGGAACACCGGGGAAAGGGGUAUGCCAAGAUGAUCAUGUCCCACCUCGCCAGGUUGUGUCUACAGCAGUGUGAGGAGGUCUUUGUUCUCCCCGAGGAGGAGAAUGAAGUAUCAAUCAAGCUUCAAGAGGACAUUGGAUUCAAACAGGUGCCCGACUCAAAACGUUUUGCGUUGGUGGUUGAAUGAGGGAGGUGAGCUGCAAGAUACAUUUGGAAAACCCUAGUUUACUUAACGUAUAACAACCUCGAAAACAGACAAGCUAAAUCUACAUCCAGUCUUUAAGAAGAUUUGCAGGUGAGAGCAAACAACCAGUAAUAUGGCAGUAGUAUCUGUGAAUUGUAUAUGGUGGGAGCAAACAACCAGUAGUAUGGCAAUAGUAUCUGUGAAUUGUAUAUGGUGGGAGCA
Molecule: messenger RNA, 1196 nt
Organism: Haliotis rubra (blacklip abalone)
Lineage: Eukaryota; Metazoa; Mollusca; Gastropoda; Lepetellida; Haliotidae
Product: glycine N-acyltransferase-like
Exons: 5
Coding region: 60-977 (305 amino acids)
Cellular component (GO): mitochondrion
Molecular function (GO): glycine N-acyltransferase activity
Source: RefSeq, a predicted model, not a curated record